AUUGGAUCACACAUGCCCACCUAACUCAACAAUCCCCUGCCACUCAUUCACACAAAUAUCUCUUUUCUCUCUUUGGUUGGCCACACUCAUUCUUUGUUCUUGUCUUUUACAUUUUCUCUCAAUACAACACACACACACACACACACACUCCUCUCACUCACUCUCCCACCGGUACACUUCACACCUCCAUAUACACCAUAAUUUUUCCGACAAGAUCACCGAAAAAUCCUUAGGAAUCUCUAAGCAUCUUCAUCCCUUUUAUUUGAGUUUUUCACAAGCAAAGAUCAAUGCCUGGAACUUAAGAAGGGCGAUUUCUUCGAAGCUUUUAUCCCGUUCAUCCAAGGUCUCUCUCUAUGUUUAUUUUGAUAAACUUCAAGUUGUGGUGGUAUGGGUGUGGACUACUGGUAGUGGUUGGCUGGCAUUGACGACGUCAACGAUCUGUGGUGGUAGCGGUGUGGUUGGUGGUGAUGGUUAGUUGGCACAGACGUCGCCAACGAAGUGACUUCAAUAGCUUUGCCGGCUUUUUCUCAAUUGAGUGAAGCGUCAAUGGAAGGUGUUUCAAAGUUAUUCAGAACUUUCUGGAAGAGAUCAAAACCAAAACCAUCUUCACCUCUUCCUGAGGGAUUAUGCCAUCAAUUUUCACUGGCUGAGAUGAAGAUUGCUACCAAUAACUUCGAUGAUAAAUCACUAGUUGGUGAGGGUGGUUUUGGCAGAGUAUAUAAGGGGUUUAUUGAUGAUUGUAAUAGAACCGUUGCAACAAAAUGGUUGAAACUCAAGCCGGGACAGGACUUAAGGAAGAACUUAAGGACCGAGAUGGUGUUGCUUUGCCAGCUACACCACCCUAACCUCGUUCAACUCAUCAGAUAUUGUAUUGAUGAAGGCGUGGAUAUCGUCUACGAGUUCAUAGUCAAUGGAGACCUCUCCAGAAAACUCUUCCGCAAUGACCAUGAUCGCCUCUCGUGGAAGCAAAGACUAAAGAUUUGCGUUGGAGUAGCGCGUGCACUGCACUACCUUCACACUGGGGUCAAGCAAACUAUUAUCCACGGCGACGUGAAGCCAGCCAACAUUCUGUUAGACAGGAAUUGGGAGGCCAAGUUGUCAGAUUUCAGGAUGUCCAACAUGCUUCCCCCGGGUUUCAAAUUCAUGGCAAUCGGAGGGGAUACGGAUACUACGAUUUGCGGUACCUUCGGAUAUAUGGAUCCCCAAUAUGUCUUUAUGCAAAGGCUGACUGAUAAAAGCGACGUCCACUCUUUUGGUGUGGUACUGUUGGAAGUACUCUGUGGGAGAAAAGCAUUUGAAUUGAUGGAAGAGCCGCAUUUUCUUCCUGAGUGGGUCAAAAAAUGCAAACGAGAAGGGACCACCAAUAAGAUAAAUGAUCCGUAUCUGAUGGGGAAGAUAGCUCCAGAGUGUUUCAAGAUUUACGUCGGCAUUGCCAUUUCUUGUGUGCGAAUUAACGGAGAGGCUCGUCCCCACUGCCUUUAGACAACUUCAAUUGCUGUUCCAUUGGGGUUUGGACUGGGUUACACUCUGUCAUACCAGUUUCCUCAAGGACUUCUAAGGCAUACUUCCUCUGGGUUAAGCUGAUCCCACUCUUGUUUCUUGCAAUUUCUAAACCCAAGAAAUACUUGAGUGAUCCCAAAUCCUUAAUACCAAACUUUUGGUCUAAAACAUACUUGAGAGAGACAACACAAGCAUGAUCAUUGUCAGUGAUUACCAUAUCAUCAACAUAGACUAGUAGAGCAAUGAACAAAGACCUUUUGCUGUGCACAAAUAAGGAGUAAUCAGCCUGAGAUUGAACAAAACCAAGCUCCUUUAUUGUUGCUGACAGCUUAGCGUACCAUUGCCUUAAAGCUUGUCUAAAACCAUAAAGGGACUUAACCAAUUUAAUUACACACCCUAAGAGCAGUAGAAGAGGCUGAAACACACUCCCCCUUACUGUGAAAACCAGGUGGCAAUGUCAUAUAGACCUCUUCAUCCAAGUCUCCAUGCAAAAAAGCAUUGUUGAUAUCCAAUUGGCGCAAAGGCCACUGCUUGGCAGCAGCAAGAGCAAGCAAGACCCUCACUAAAACUAUUUUAGCAAUAGGAGAGAAGGUUUCAUGGAAAUCAAGACCUUCCCUUUGAGUAUACCCUUUAGCAACCAGCCUAGCUUUGAACCUCUCAACACUACCAUCAGGUUUAAGCUUGACUUUAUAAACCCAUUUGCAGCCAAUGGGUAGCUUAUUAGGAGGCAAGGUAGUCACAUCCCAAGUAUGAUUCUAUUCAAGGGCUUGGAUUUCUUUGUCUGUGGCAGCCCUCUAAAGUGGAUCUUGAACAGCUUGGGAAAAAUUGGUAGGUUAUUUGGGACCAGAACUAACAACCAGUAAAUAAGAAUGGUAGCAUGGCUCCAAAUAAGAAUAUGUAAGACAUUGAUCAAGAUCAUAAGGAGCACCAGGUGCAAUAGCAGUACAAGCAUAGUCCUGCAAAUAAGCAGGAGGUCUGACAUCCCUAGUGGACUUCCUUAAAGGCAUUGGAGGCACUGAAACAAUUGGCGAUGAUGAAGAAGGCACUUGAUCAAAAUGAGACAUCUGUAUAGGACUAGAAGAAGAAAUAGGAUCAAAAGGUAAAACAAUUGGAACAUCUUGAUGAGAAGAAGAAGGUGGAUCAGUAAAAUCCAAGGAAGAUGGAUCAGAAAUGCUGACAGGAGUAACAAAAUCAGCAACACCAGCUGAGCAGGAAGCUCCAACAUCAGAAGAUAGGAAAGGAUCUACAAUAUGAGGUGAAACAUAAGCAAAAGGGAAAUAAUUUUCAUGGAAAACCACAUCCCUAGAGAGGAACACCUUGUUAUUAGACAAAUCAAGAACUUUAUAUCCUUUAACCCUAAAAGGAUAUCCCAAGAAAACACACUUAACUGCUCUAGGGGCAAAUUUUGACCUA
Molecule: messenger RNA, 2913 nt
Organism: Quercus robur (English oak)
Lineage: Eukaryota; Viridiplantae; Streptophyta; Magnoliopsida; Fagales; Fagaceae
Product: receptor-like protein kinase ANXUR2
Exons: 3
Coding region: 547-1482 (311 amino acids)
Biological process (GO): protein autophosphorylation
Cellular component (GO): plasma membrane; plasmodesma
Molecular function (GO): transmembrane receptor protein tyrosine kinase activity; ATP binding
Source: RefSeq, a predicted model, not a curated record